GCUGGCGUUUCCUCGCCGACGAUUCGCGAGCGGCGCCCCUCCGGGGCUCUUGGUGCGCCGUCCGUGCCGCAGGCCCCGGCCGCGCUUCGGCGGCGUCUCGCGCGCGGCGCGGCCUCGCCUGGGCGGGCGUGUGGCCCCGCGGACGCGCCCGUCGCGGGUCCCCCCCGGGGCGCGCUGGCGAAAGUGCCGGCCCCCGCGCGGGCGCCCGCUGCAGCGGGGUGGGGAGGCGCAAGAUGGCGUGCCUGCUGGAGACCCCAAUCCGCAUGAGCGUCCUCUCGGAAGUAACAGCUAGCAGUCGCCACUAUGUUGACAGGCUAUUUGACCCUGAUCCCCAGAAAGUUCUCCAAGGUGUCAUAGACAUGAAAAACGCUGUCAUUGGGAACAACAAGCAGAAGGCCAACCUCAUUGUCCUAGGAGCUGUUCCCCGAUUGUUGUACUUGCUUCAGCAAGAAACUUCAAGCACAGAGCUGAAGACGGAGUGUGCAGUGGUGCUGGGGAGUCUGGCCAUGGGCACCGAAAACAAUGUCAAAUCUCUGCUGGACUGUCACAUCAUUCCUGCCUUACUGCAAGGGUUGCUGUCCCCAGACCUGAAGUUCAUUGAAGCCUGUCUCCGCUGCCUGCGGACAAUAUUCACCAGUCCUGUCACUCCAGAGGAACUACUGUAUACAGAUGCAACGGUGAUCCCCCAUCUCAUGGCGCUGCUUAGCAGGUCCCGCUACACGCAAGAGUACAUCUGUCAGAUCUUCUCACACUGCUGUAAAGGUCCAGAUCAUCAAACAAUCUUAUUUAACCACGGUGCAGUUCAGAAUAUUGCUCACCUACUAACCUCAGUAUCUUACAAAGUUCGAAUGCAAGCACUGAAAUGCUUCUCAGUUUUAGCUUUUGAAAAUCCCCAGGUAUCGAUGACCCUGGUAAAUGUUUUGGUUGAUGGAGAGUUGUUACCACAAAUUUUUGUGAAGAUGUUGCAAAGGGAUAAACCCAUCGAGAUGCAGCUCACAUCAGCAAAAUGUUUAACUUACAUGUGCAGAGCUGGGGCUAUUCGGACAGAUGACAACUGUAUUGUAUUAAAGACUCUGCCGUGCUUGGUCCGGAUGUGCAGUAAGGAGCGGCUGCUGGAGGAGCGGGUGGAGGGGGCCGAGACGCUCGCCUACCUCAUCGAGCCGGAUGUGGAGCUGCAGAGAAUCGCCAGCAUCACCGACCACCUCAUCGCCAUGCUUGCAGACUACUUCAAGUACCCCAGCUCAGUGAGCGCCAUCACUGACAUUAAAAGGCUUGAUCAUGACUUAAAACACGCUCACGAACUACGACAGGCUGCAUUCAAGCUCUACGCCUCUCUCGGAGCCAACGACGAAGACAUCCGGAAGAAGAUCAUUGAGACUGAGAAUAUGAUGGACCGAAUUGUGACUGGCUUGUCUGAGUCUAGUGUCAAGGUGCGGUUAGCAGCCGUCAGAUGUUUGCACAGUUUAUCUAGAUCUGUGCAGCAGCUCCGCACCAGUUUCCAGGAUCACGCUGUGUGGAAACCUUUGAUGAAGGUUUUACAAAAUGCACCAGAUGAAAUCCUAGUAGUAGCGUCAUCCAUGCUAUGCAAUCUCCUCCUUGAAUUUUCUCCAAGCAAAGAGCCCAUUUUAGAAUCCGGAGCGGUAGAGCUGCUUUGUGGACUAACCCAAAGUGAAAACCCUGCGCUACGAGUGAAUGGCAUCUGGGCGUUAAUGAAUAUGGCAUUUCAGGCUGAACAAAAAAUAAAAGCAGAUAUUUUACGAAGCUUGAGUACUGAACAGCUCUUCCGGUUGUUAUCAGAUUCAGAUUUGAAUGUGCUGAUGAAGACUUUGGGGCUGCUGCGGAACCUCCUCUCCACCCGGCCUCAUAUAGAUAAAAUAAUGAGUACUCAUGGAAAGCAAAUCAUGCAAGCCGUCACCCUUAUUCUGGAAGGGGAGCAUAACAUCGAGGUCAAAGAGCAGACACUCUGCAUCCUCGCCAACAUCGCGGACGGGACAACCGCCAAGGAGCUAAUUAUGACCAAUGAUGACAUCCUGCAGAAAAUCAAAUACUACAUGGGCCACUCGCAUGUCAAGCUGCAACUUGCCGCUAUGUUUUGUAUAUCAAACCUCAUAUGGAAUGAAGAGGAAGGUUCCCAAGAGCGCCAGGACAAAUUACGAGACAUGGGCAUCGUGGAUAUCCUACACAAGCUGAGUCAGUCCCCGGAUUCGAACCUCUGUGACAAGGCCAAGACGGCGCUGCAGCAGUACCUGGCGUGACGGGCGCACCGAGGGCACCGGCGUGCACCCCGCCUCCUGGUUUCAGGAAGUACAGGAACUAGCCUCAUUUGAUUCCUUCUAUUUGCACAAGUCACCUUGGACUGCAGGGAGCUGUUUUGCAAAAGCAAUUUGGUAGGCUUAGAUCUCACCUUAUCCGGAGGACGUUGCUCUCGAGGUGGCUGUUGUGUUUCGUUGCGUUUCGUUUCCGAGCUACCUGGACUCUUUAUUAGAACAAUCAAUCAUUUUCCUUUGGACCUACAAUUUUUUGCCUAUGCUGCAGCCACUUUGUGAGGGAGGAUGAAUGUGUCUGUACACAUGAGUGUGUUCAUGUGUUUGUGGGAUGUGUGUGUGUGUGUGUGUGUGUUUGUGUGUGUGCCCACCCGUGGGUCAGAGUGAGUGUGUGUGUGAGUGUGCAUGUGUGGGUGUGUGUGUGUGGGAUACCUCAAGUUUUUCUUUUCUUAUUUUGUGUGAAAAUCUCUUUUCUACAGAUUUUCCAGGGUUUAAGCAUUGCUUGCUGUAUAAAAACAAAAAGCAAAAAAAACAAAAAACAUAAAACAAAAACAAAAAAAAACUUUACUGAAUUAUAUACAGUUUGAAUGAAAUGUUAUUUUAAAAGCAAAACAAUUGUUAAGUGUUCCAUAAAGGUUAUGUUGAAUUUUGGUCAGAUGAAUAUUUGUAAGUAAAGAAUAUAUGCAUUUCUGAACCUCAACUUACAUAGAUUUUCUUUAUAUAUAAAACAAAAAAAAACAAAAAAAAAAAAAGAGAGAGAGAGAGAAGAGAGGAAAGGUUUGGCUCUAGCCGGCCAUGAAGCAGGUGCAUUCCCUGGUGCUGUGCAAACCGUCAGCGAACACCUUCCUGCCGUCAGAACCUGCAGGCGGGGGCCUGUCCCGCUCUCAGGCUUCGAGGCAGGAGAGGGUGGAGAGGAUGGAGACGCCCGUUUCCCAGGGCUAUUCUGCAGCAGCAAAGGGAAAUACAACUACUGAUAGGGAAGGCCUGCUGGGCCUGGGUGGGCUCCCCGGGCAGGAAGUGGUGCCCACCGCCUCCGGGCCGCUGGCUCCUGGGCCUGGCAGGUGGGGCGCAGAACCUUUGGCUCAAAGGUAGGUAGGUCGUCGCCUCCCUGAGCCUCCCUGUGGGUCGCCUUGACCUCCUGAAACAGCAUCGAUCACUGUGAAACUCGGGAGUGUCCCGCCGACAGACGCGCAGGACAGGCCAGUGUAGGAGCUUCCCCCGGGCACUCAGGACGCCACUCUGCGCGCUCUCCUAGACAGGCAGAUGGGGGAGGACCAGGACCCGCCCAGGACCACGGGCAGGCCUGUUCCUCACAGCCAGAGCCACUUGGCCAUUGUGCAGGGCCUGGACGAGCUGGGGGCCCGAUGGGUGAACUCCUCGGGCCGCUCUCGGGCGCUCCGGCCUGCCGCCUCCUUCCCUCGGCAGCCAGGGAGAAGCCUGGCCGGCCACCUGCCCCGCCCGGUGUCCCCACACUGCACCUUCCUUGGAAGAUCUGAAAUACGUUUGAUUGCAGAUGAAUGUUUUUCAUUGUAUUGAAUGCAAUUCUCCCUGUUCUCAACAUGACCGCCCAAUACUCAAACACGAGAGAUUUCCAAGUGACUGUCCCCGCCCCCCACCCCAGAGCAUCACCCACUUAAGUUUUCAAUAGGGACCUGGGUCUUGUGCAGGCAGAGUGCUAAUGUGAGAAAGCCGUUUCAAGAAAAUCUCAUUUUCUUCCAAAUACACCUUAACUCAGACUCACUCACUGACACUUCUAGUACUGAGAGACUGUUUGGGGUUGACAGAACACGGUAGAACCCCCGGUACCUAGAAGGAAGCCAGUAAUGAAUUGCUGAGACAAUCUUGAACCCAAGCUAGCAGUAGGAAGCUGAAACCCAAUGAGAGGACACUUGGACGCGCACAGUCUGAGCGUCUGUGUGGCCUGUGAACAGAGUUCAAGGGAAACAAAAAAAAAGUGCUUUAACUCACGUUUCUGAUUUGAAUGAAGGAAAAUGUAUUUAUUAUGAAAACGGGGCUCUCGGCUGCUGUGACGCAGCUCGGUCUUGCGAGCACGGACGGGGGAGGCAGGGACGGGGUCUUGCGUCUCACCAACUUCUAACCAAGCUUCUCGCUCCCUCUGCUCCUGCAUUCUGUUCCUCCUUUUGUGCCCUGAUUGUAACCCCAAAUUUAUGAACUAGCCAAGAAUGUCUGAUUUCCUAAGUUGCAUUUUCCCCCCCCUUAAGCACUUUAUGCAGAACGGUUCAUGUUCUCCUGGUAGUGUUUGGAUAAUAUGAUUUUAACACAUGCUAAUAAAAGCCAAGAAAAACCGUG
This is a messenger RNA of Sorex araneus (European shrew), 4574 nucleotides long. It is a transcript of the gene ARMC8, whose product is annotated as armadillo repeat containing 8. The transcript has 22 exons. Gene Ontology annotation, biological process: proteasome-mediated ubiquitin-dependent protein catabolic process. Gene Ontology annotation, molecular function: protein binding. The coding region runs from base 234 to 2255 and encodes 673 amino acids. Gene Ontology annotation, cellular component: GID complex. The record is from RefSeq and is a predicted model, not a curated record. NCBI's taxonomy places the organism in Eukaryota, Metazoa, Chordata, Mammalia, Eulipotyphla, Soricidae.